AUGCAUGGUGAGAAAGGACCGGAAAACAUCAUGAGGAUAAAUACCAAAAAGGAUUUGGGCUUCUGGGUCUCCUCAAACUUGUCCUUCUCACUGCACCGUAAGAAAUCGGCCCAAAAGGCAUUCGCCAUUCUACGGAUUAUCCGACUCGAUUUCUCCCGAAUCACUCGCAUGGACUUCCGAAUACUCUAUGGGGCCUACGUCAGACCACUCCUGGAGUACGCCAACAAGGUUGUCUACUCAGGGCGCACGAAAGACGCCACCCUCAUUGAGCGUGUCCACUUAUUGUUUUGGCCUACCCAAAUGAAAAGUUCCACAAGUCUAACCAGAGAAAGCGUGUCGCAGCAACGCAGUAUACCUGAACUGCUUUUAUGGGCUCAGUUAUUUCAUUCUGGGUCAGCAAGUGAAUUCGACUAUGGCCAGCUGACGGAUGGAGGCCUUUUCCGAAAAAUCCUUCAGGAACUUGAAGGGAGGACAAUUGAGGAUGUACGUUGGUGCGAUGCCGCAGAUAACGUGAAGGACCGGUUGAGCAACUGGCAUUUCCUGGCACAAAAUAUUCGUAAUUAUUAUUUGGAAGCUCUCCAAGAAGUCAUUAUAGUACGACCGCCUAACAUCGUCCUUUUGAGCAGGCGACCAAAAUCUGCUCGCGCUCACCGAGAACUGGAGCAAUUUCUGCUGUUGCUUCUUUGUGCAGCUGUGCGCUGUGAACGUCGGGAUCACUUUAUUUGUCAGAUCAUGGAGAAUCUUAGUCCCGAUAUACAGGCUGGGAUAAUGAACUGCAUAACCAAUUUCACUGAAAACCCUAUUUCUGUGAUGAGCUUUGAAAAGCUUCAAUCAUCGCCGUCUGAUUUGUCGCUUGUCAUACGGGACGCUAUGAACCAACUGGAGGAGGUUUAUUUGGAAGAAAUCCGAGAUUUACUCGACCAGCUGAGCACCGUGCAAACGAAGUUGACCACACUUCAAGCCCGCGUCCGAUUGACCAGUCGCGGCCGGGCCUUAUCUUUGGGACGGGUAAAUUUGCACGAACGAUCUGUUUCCACAAUAUCUCUGGGCGAUCCCACUCGAGGUGAGGUAACAACGUCGACGCCCAAACUGAACUAUGACACAAGUGAACGCUCAAACAGCCCAAGAAAGUAUGCAAAACGCUUUUUCGACGGUGAGGAUGAACAAUAUCACUCAACUAAUGACCAGAACUGUCCUACGCCACAGCCACAACAAUCCUUUAUGGUAUCCGACAGUCCGGCGGAUGUUCCCUGUGACGAGGACGAUUACGUGGACUCCGCAUUCUGUCCUGGCAGUUUCGUUCUUGAAGAUCCAGAAUCAGUUGCAGAUGUGUACCCGGACGCUUUAGACUGUUUCCAACUUCACGCAGAGAAGCAUCACGUCUCAGUUGAAUUGGCCGAGACUAAAGCCAAACUUAGGCGGGCGCGUGCAGAAAUAGAGGAUCAAGUGGAUCAACUAAACGAGCUUCAUGAUCAACUGAGUGAGACCAGACGAGAGCUUGGCCAGGUCAAAGAAGAGCGCGCCCGAUUGGCUGAUGCAGCUCACUCGGCCAGACACUGGCAGGAUGAGGUAGAUGCCUUACGCGAGGCUGCCGAACGAGUACAGUUAUUAGAGUCAGAGAAUGCAAGGCUGAAGGAUCGAAUGCACGAGGUUGAUUAUUACAAGGCCCGGUGCGAACAACUAACUGGUGAUUUGAACGCCCUAAGUGACGAGCACCUGAAACAGGCAAGUCAACGGACUGAUGAAGAUGCUGCUUCCUUGAGGUGUAUUAAUUUGGAGCAAGAAUUGGCUAAAACGCGUGCCAGGCUGGCUGAAGUUGAUUUACUACGCAGUGCAGACCUGGAUGAAUUCCAAAAGCUUCGUGAGGAGUUUGGUCGGCUGAAGUUAGAACAAUCUACCCGUGAUUGUGCUAAACCCGUCAAACAAACACAACGUCGUGGACUUCAUAAGUCUAAACCUCUAGAAUCGACGGCAGAUAUCAGUGAUAACGAUGCCUCAGAGAGCCAGACUAGCAUAUCAGAUGUUGUACCAUUGCCCAAUCUUUCUUCUCAACUAGCGGAGUCUGUAUCUACUCGCCUUGACCGUCUCGAAUCCGACAAUCGCCGGCUUUUGGAGGAAUGCAACUUCGCUAAACAGACAGCAUGUGAAAUCACGGAUAAGUUGGCUGACACGGAAGCUCGUCUGGCCGAAAAAAUCCGUACAAACCAACUUAUGACCGAAAAGCUCAGCAGGAUAGAAACUUUAGCAACUACCCAGACCGAACAAAUCCGCCAACUCGAGUUAGAACGCUCAAAAGCCGAGACUGAAACUGCGAAGGCACGAGAGGCUUUAAUCCGUCUGCAACAGACAUCCGACCAGCAUAUUGCCGAACUCUCAAAAGAAAACAAUUUCCUCACUGAAACAAUGACGUUACUUCGGGGAAGUGUGAAUGAUCACGCCUCGAGUGAUGACCAGUUGGCUCGUCUUCAGAAGGAAAACAGUAUGCUUGGAGAAGCUGCGCAAACGGCAACUAGCCGAAUGGCUCGUGCUGAACUAGAGCUUAGCCAAUUACGUAUGCGCCAGAAUUGCAUGGAUGAAAUGGAGACACUGAUAGACUCUCUGAAGGUUGAGCGAGAUAAGCUGAGUGCAUUGCUGAUUUCGACCAAUUUGGAGAUCACAUCGCUCCGGGAGACAUGUCAAAGACAGUCAGCUUUGGAAUCGACGAUCGUCGAGGUCGAAGGUGAAUGCGCUCGUCUCCGAAGUCAACUUGAAUCGGAACGGAGCGCCAAUGUUCUAAGAGGCAGCUUCGAGAGUGAGGCCAAUCGGUUGAUUGAGAAGACUGCACAGUGUGAUCAACUUCAGGAAUCUCUUAAGGUUGCUGCUGAUACUAUUAAUAAGCUCGAGGCGGAACGAGACAAGCUGACUGAACGUGUUUUGGAACUAAAGCAGCAACUUGCUUCCAGAAAAGCGGUCGCUUCGGAUGGACACGAUAGAGACCCAGUAUUGGACGCGGAUGCUGAAGCUGGAGAUGAUGAAGAUGAGGAUGGUGAGGUAGACAGUGGAAACAAAACGGGUGAUUCAACUGAAGAAACCUCACCGGACCAGUUUGCUCAUGGUCGUUCCAGACGGAAAGUGUAUAGCCUCAGCUCUGGCUCAAACCGACAUAGGGACCGAAGACGCAGGACAAGGGCUGGUUUAGAGUCCGAAAUUCAGCGCUUGGAGACGGAAUCUGAACGGAUGGAGGAACAGUAUAUCGCCACAAAGAGACAACUAGAUGAAUGUGGAGAUCAGAUCCUUCAGAAGGAAUCUGUCAUUUCGGAGCUGAGGAGUGAUCUUGAAAGGGCAGUAACGACGAAUCGGUCAAAAGAAGAAAAGAUUGAAUACUUACAAUCCGAGCUAACGCGGUUACAGUCUUUGCUAGCAUCAACAGAGAAGGAGCUGCGUCGACUGAAGAACGAGCUGCGAGAAGUUCAAAGUGAUCCGAGUUCCACCGAAGCAGUGAAAUAUUUGAUUUCGCGGAUCGAACAUUUGGAGCGUCAGCUUUCGAAAUCAGCGGCCGCACAUCAGGGUGCUUUGAGACAAAAAGAGGCUCACAUUGAGCAGCUGGAAAGAGAGCACUCGGAAACGUACGAGCAGCUGAGUUCAGAACGAAAAAUGGUUCUUACCCUCCGGGCGCAGCUGGUAGAAGAGAAAAUAAAGGUGCAACAGAAGUCCUCCUUGUUUGACUGGAUCACAAACGCCUUGAAACAACUUGGUGUUCCAAAGUCUAGACUGGAGGAGCUGUUCAUCACAGAGAAUACUGAUGAUUGUGCCGAACAACUUGAAAUCCUUAUACGAAGCCACAUAACGAAGCAAGUGAAAGAGAGGGAUAAGGAAAUCCAGUGCUUGAAGCAACAGUUGCGAGGAUCUUCCGUCACACUCUCAUCCGAUUCACAUCGUUCUGUUGAUGAUAUCUGCAACUACGGUCCAGUUGGUUAUACUGCCUCAGUGGGGAAGAACCACAGGUCGGCAGACGAACCUGAAAACUUGGAACAACCCAAAGACUGCAUGAUUCAAAACAACCUUCAUGAGGAGUUCCAGCCGAAAGACGAUGUCAAAGUCGGAGAUCAAAUUGGACAGUUCGUUUCAGUCCAGCCACAACUCAAUGAACUUAUCGGUACAAACGCGCGCCUCCAGGUCGAAAACACCACUCUGCACAGCCAUGUAGACAGUUUAAAUGCACAAAAUUCAAAGCUUUCAAACCGAUGUGUCGAACUUGAAGCGGAAACAAAACGCCUACGUUCGAUGGUUGAAUCGGCCCAUACAGCAGAGAUAAACGUGUCUGCAGACUACUAUCACCUGCAAAAGCUGCAUGAAAGACUCAGUCAGGACUUUGAAUCGUUGACAAGAGAUUUGAAGGAAUCAAAAGAAACUCAAAGGCGGCUUAAGAAUGAUUUGUUUAAUGCGCGUACACAGUUGGGGAAGCUACAGUCGGCGUCUGAGGAGGUACGCAAUUUGAAGGAGGCGCUUGAAUCGGAGAGAGGAAAUUUGAAAGGCGAAGCGAGGCAAAUUGUUCUGUUAAGAGAAGAUUGUGCUAGAUUACGAAGUCAAGUUGAAUUGAUAACGGAGUCGCGGGAUCGGGAACGCAUGGAGAAAGUGGCUGCCAUUGAGAAAGUCCGCGAGUAUCGCCGACAGCUUGACCAGACAGAGGAUCGAGCAAGCCAGAUCAACUUGGAACUGGAAACCCGGCAAAAUGUGGACAAGAAGCUCCAGACAGAUCUAGCCGAGUUGCGAUCUCGAGUGCAGAUUGUUACCGAAGCCAAUAACAGGCUGGAAGGAGAAAAUCGCUCGUUGAUGUUGCAACUCCAAGGUUUAGUUGGACAAAAUCAAGAACUUCUGACGUCAACUCUGGAAACGUGUGGAAAGAGAGUUACCGAGGAACGUGCUUUAAGGGCCAAUCGAAGGAUGAACUUGAUGCAAAAAGCCCGCGCUGCACUAGUCAAGCGUAAGGAUUUAAACACAACUCCACCGAAACGGGCAACCGUGUCCGGGACAAUUCGUGGCUGCGGACAAUCAAGCAACAAUUCAGAAUUUUCACAAUCCAAAGAUUCAGUGCCCACCGAAACGGGCUCAUCGCCCGGCAUGAUCAUAUCACCAAACAAGCGCCUAACACCCGGUUCCGUGUCAAUUUACGACCGACAUCCAGACGAGUUGGACACCGGAGAGUUUCAAGCUUUUCUUCGUCGUCUCGAAGCAUCUAGCAAAACGGAUCAUGCCCAUCGACCAAAAGUCGACGACAAGACGCAUUCACAGAGGCAAUCAACCGUCCCAGUCCCAAGCUGCGGGGGUCUACUAAAUGCAACUUCGAAUAGAACCGCAACACUGCCGUCGUCGGUGGUUUCAUCAACUGCAGACGCUCUCUGCGGAGCUAAGUAUCCUAACGGAGACCAAGCAAACCACGAACAGUCACAAAGGACGUCUAAGCUGUGUCGCUCCAUAUCUUCGCAACUGAUAGAUGGAAACCAGAAGCAUCAUUUUCCACACAUGUCCACGCAUGGCGGUAAUCUGUCCACCAAUCCGGCUCGUUCGGUUCUGUCUGAUCAGACCUCAGCAAAGGUGCCAGACAACGGGAAUGCUGCAGGCAACGCUCGGUCGCAACUCAAGUCGGCCAAUCAACAACCACUCCCGGCGACAGAACGAUGCGAGAAACAACUACGCGAGAUUGUGACCACCAAAUCAACAUACGAUGAAGUCGGUUCAGGGUGCCACAGUCGCCAGGGCUCGGGAACCAUGAUGUUUUUUUAUCAUCUGACUCAGUUCACUCUGUUCCCCUAUGGUUUAGUAUCCCGGAGCUCUAGCAUGCGGUCUUUCACAUCUUCGCCUCGGCCGAAUUCUCACAGAGCAAACGGACCGGAUACAUCUGCAUUCGCCGCCCCUAGCAGAAACACGACGAACACUGCGGUUUCCGUUCACCGAAGUCCUUCAAUAUCCCAGCCGUGUGAAUCAGAACAGGGGGCUUCAGCGGCGGAGGAACGGAAAAUCAGGGAGAAUGUCUCGGAAAACCCGGGGUUCAGAGGCUCAGAAUGUCCAAGUAAUGCCUCCUCCGUAUGUCGCAGUGGGAGCAUGGCGAGUAACUUGGACUGUCACGUAGUGAACGGCAGAGUACCAUUUGGUUCACGAGAUUCGAACGGUCCUCGAACAGGCGAUAAACAACCUAUCGCUCUGGAGGUCGUCGGCAAGCCAAGAGUACUGUUAGAGUACGGAAACCUUUAAUUUCAACCUGCAGCUUUUUUACAUCUUGCUUUUCUUUUGGAAACGAAAACGGCUGUGGUCAAUAAUAUCAUACGUAAAGCAUAUUAUUACUUAUAUCAACAGUACGGCUAUCGUGUCCGAUUAAUAGCUAUCACCCUGGACCAAGUUCAUUGUGCUUUACUUUUACUCCCCCACUUGCCUACUUCACAUGUGAGUUUUUUAUGAUACAUUCAAUUCACUGUGAGCACACGAUUAUCGUAUAAAUUAUGCACCAGCCAAAGCGUAUGUACAGUUUUCUUUUCUAUGAACACUAUUUCUUCGAAAUAAAAACAUUGCGUACGAUAAGAUGCGUCAAAUGAAAACAAGACGGGACUUUUGAGAAACGUCUGUAUUAUGUGCAUAUUUACAUGCUGCCGUUCAUCUUGUCAUUGUCGUCAUAGCUGCGGUCAGUGCGGGAAAAGCCUGUAGCUUGCUCACGACUAGCUUCUGUUGUUGGUGGGCCAGGUAUCCCUUAAUUUUACCCUG
Messenger RNA from Opisthorchis viverrini, 6735 nucleotides. RefSeq lists its product as hypothetical. The record is from RefSeq and is a predicted model, not a curated record. Lineage: Eukaryota; Metazoa; Platyhelminthes; Trematoda; Opisthorchiida; Opisthorchiidae. Gene Ontology annotation, molecular function: dynein light intermediate chain binding; microtubule binding. The transcript has 28 exons. Gene Ontology annotation, cellular component: centrosome; cytoplasm. Gene Ontology annotation, biological process: cytoplasmic microtubule organization; cytoskeleton-dependent intracellular transport. The coding region runs from base 1 to 6231 and encodes 2076 amino acids.